Messenger RNA from Nerophis ophidion (straightnose pipefish), 1695 nucleotides. RefSeq names its product estrogen-related receptor gamma b (gene esrrgb). Gene Ontology annotation, molecular function: sequence-specific DNA binding; zinc ion binding; DNA-binding transcription factor activity. Gene Ontology annotation, biological process: regulation of DNA-templated transcription. Gene Ontology annotation, cellular component: nucleus. The transcript has 7 exons. NCBI's taxonomy places the organism in Eukaryota, Metazoa, Chordata, Actinopteri, Syngnathiformes, Syngnathidae. Bases 276 to 1643 code for a protein of 455 amino acids. The record is from RefSeq and is a predicted model, not a curated record.
UGCUCUCUCUCUCUCUUACUCUAUUUCUUCUUCUAUUACUGCAUCCAUCCAUCCAUCCAUCUCCACAAUUACCAUCGCCUUCUCCUGCAGCCUUGCUGAAGUUUUCCGGGUCACACGGGGGCAAUGGGUAGAGGUAGGGGUUACCAGCCCCCAGGAAGACCUGAGCAACAUUGAGUGCAAGAUGAUGUGAGACCGGAGAAGUGAGCUCCUCCUCCUCCUCCUCCGACCGUUCUCUUUCUCUCUCCCACAACAUCUGGAAUGCUUAACCUGGACUGAUGGAUGUUUCCGAACUGUGCAUCCCUGACGCGCUCUGCUACCAUAACCAGCUGCUAACUAGAAUGCCCUCUGAGGACCGACACCUGUCCUCCAGCUGUGGGUCCUACGUUAAAACCGAGCCUUCAAGCCCGUCGUCCUCGCUCGUGGACACCGGCAGCCACCACAGUCCCAGCGGCAAUUCGGACGCCAGCGGCGGCUAUAUCCACAGCGGCGGUGUACGCUCGCACGUCCUGGACUCGCCGCCCAUGUUUAACCCGGGCAUCCACGGCGGCGGCGCCUGUUUACGCCGCUAUGACGACUGCGCCAGCGGACUGGCGGAUGAGUCGCCCAUCAAGUGCGAGUAUAUGCUCAACGCCAUUCCCAAAAGGCUCUGUCUGGUGUGUGGUGACAUCGCCUCGGGCUAUCACUACGGCGUGGCCUCCUGUGAAGCCUGCAAGGCCUUUUUCAAAAGGACGAUACAAGGUAAUAUCGAGUACAGCUGCCCAGCCACCAACGAGUGCGAGAUCACCAAAAGGAGACGCAAGUCCUGCCAGGCGUGUCGCUUCAUGAAAUGUCUCAAAGUAGGCAUGUUGAAAGAAGGCGUCCGUCUGGACCGAGUGAGAGGGGGGCGCCAGAAGUACAAACGGAGGAUGGAUGCAGAGAAUGGCGCCUACCACGGUCUCAACAUCCUGCCCCCAGCCAAAAAGCCUUUGACCAAGAUUGUGUCCCAUCUGUUGGUGGUGGAGCCCGAGAAGAUCUACGCCAUGCCCGACCCCACCAUGCCCGACGGCGACAUCAAGGCCUUGACCACGCUGUGUGACUUGGCCGACCGCGAGCUGGUGGUCAUCAUCGGCUGGGCCAAACAUAUUCCAGGGUUCUCCACGCUCUCCCUGGCCGACCAGAUGAGCCUCCUCCAGAGCGCCUGGAUGGAGAUCCUGGUGCUCAGCAUCGUCUUCCGCUCACUGCCCUGCGAGGACGAGAUCGUCUACGCUGAGGACUACGUGGUGGACGAGGAGCAGGCGAGGAGCUCGGGCCUGCUGGACCUGCACAUUGUCAUUCUGCCGCUGGUGCGACGCUACAAGAAGCUGCGCGUCGACAAGGAGGAGUUUGUCACGCUCAAAGCCAUCGCGCUCGCCAACUCAGACUCCAUGCACAUAGAGAGCAUUGAAGCCGUCUUGAGGCUCCAGGAUUCCCUCCACGAGGCCCUGCAGGACUUUGAGGCCUCCCAGCACGUGGAGGACCCCCGGCGGGCGGGCAAGCUGCUCAUGACCCUGCCUCUCCUCCGUCAGACAGCCACCAAAGCGGUGCAGCAUUUUUACAGCAUCAAGAUGCAGGGCAAGGUCCCCAUGCACAAACUCUUCCUGGAGAUGCUGGAGGCCAAGGCUUGACGCUGCGUGUGGUACAGCUUUGACUGACAGCUGCAGCACCCAAUAACUGACU